This is a messenger RNA of Aspergillus saccharolyticus JOP 1030-1, 713 nucleotides long. RefSeq lists its product as uncharacterized. The record is from RefSeq and is a predicted model, not a curated record. The coding region runs from base 159 to 680 and encodes 173 amino acids. The transcript has a single exon. NCBI's taxonomy places the organism in Eukaryota, Fungi, Ascomycota, Eurotiomycetes, Eurotiales, Aspergillaceae.
GUUCUGCGGGAGCCGGUUAAUAUCGCGGAAGAGAGAAGUAGCUUGCAAGGGAGGCCGACUUGACAAGGCUUAGUUCAGGCAGGCGACAAUGAUGAAUAGAUGGGAUAAUCGGGGGAGCGUAUGGGUGAAUAAGGGAAGGAGAAAAAGAUAGUGGAUUGAUGAAAUGCCCGGCUAGGAUAGUCCAAGCUCAGUUGGGACAAAUUGCAGAAGAUUCCGGGAUCAUGCGAAGCGCAAGAAACACCGGGAAGGAGUCAGAUAAAGAUAGGGACCAGGUGGAACAGUGGUGGAUGAUGAGAUCGGUAUCGACAGCGGUAGGCUGUAGCAGCAGACCAGCACGCAACGCAGGCCCCUCCUCCAGUGCGAAGGCUCAGGGAACGGAGGGAGCAGAUUUGCCCGUGGGUGUUGCAGGACCAAGCAGCAGGAGCAACGAUGGCGCUAGUUCAGCAGCGGUGCAGAAGGAGAGGAAUGGGUUUGAGCUAGCGCGAGGCAGAUGGAGCCACUACCAAACUAGCAAAUGUGUAGCAGCCAGCAGGAGGGAAGAGGGCAAUGGGGGGGGAGGGCAGGCAGGGCCAAUGCCAGAGGCAGCGUCAAGGUCCGGAAGGGUCAAUCAAGAAGGGGGUGUGGAAGAAGACGACGACGAGUGGAGCCGGCCAGAGCACGAUGGCCUGACCUUUUUUUGAUGACGAUGGAAUGGGACGACGAGUAGAAAGGCU